Catharus ustulatus (Swainson's thrush) is the source of this 3635-nucleotide messenger RNA. RefSeq names its product integrin subunit alpha 10 (gene ITGA10). The transcript has 30 exons. Lineage: Eukaryota; Metazoa; Chordata; Aves; Passeriformes; Turdidae. Gene Ontology annotation, molecular function: integrin binding. The record is from RefSeq and is a predicted model, not a curated record. Gene Ontology annotation, cellular component: integrin complex; external side of plasma membrane. Bases 1 to 3453 code for a protein of 1150 amino acids. Gene Ontology annotation, biological process: integrin-mediated signaling pathway; cell-matrix adhesion; cell adhesion mediated by integrin.
AUGUGGGGUGUGGGGAGCCGGGGGGUGCUCCUGGCGCUGGUCCUGCUCCCAGGGCUCUGUGAGGGAUUCAACAUCGACGUGGGGCGUUCGCGGGUCUUCCAGGGGCCCCCCGAGUCCCAGUUUGGGUACCGGGUGCUGCAGUGGGGGGGCGAUGGGGACAAGUGGCUGCUGGUGGGGGCCCCAUGGGAUGGGAACGGUCAAGGUGACAUCUACAAGUGCGGCAUGGGACUCCAAAACUCUUCCUGUGCCAAGGCCAACCUAGGGGCUGCAGCUCCAUGGCUCCACAGCAGCGCUGGGCACCUCGGGAUGACAUUGGUAGACUCCAAGAACGGUGGAUUUGUGGCGUGCGCCCCACUUUGGUCCCAGGAAUGUGGCACCUCUGUGUUCAGCUCUGGCCGCUGUGUCCAACUCAAUGAGAAGCUCCAGCCCAUGGGGACCAUUGCACCCACAACACAGCGCUGUUCUACCUACAUGGACAUCAUCCUGGUUCUGGACGGCUCCAACAGCAUCUACCCCUGGGAGGAGGUGCAGGCAUUUCUUGGGAACAUCCUGGGACGCUUCUUCAUCGGUCCUGGGCAGACCCAGGUGGGGGUGCUGCAGUAUGGAGAGCGGCUGGUGCAGGAGUGGGCACUGGGGCAGCACCCCACGGCCCAGCGCCUGCUUGAGGCUGCCCGGAAUCUGACGCGUCAGGAGGGGAGGGAGACUCGGACGGCCAUGGCCAUCCGGCAGGCAUGCACAGAGUCCUUCAGCCCAGCGCAAGGCGGGCGCCCAGGGGCUACGCGGCUGCUGCUGGUGGUGACAGAUGGGGAGUCCCAUGACGGGGAUGAGCUGCCGGCAGCGCUGGCAGAGUGCGACCGGCAAAAUGUCACCCGCUAUGCCAUCGCUGUCCUGGGGCACUACCUGCGUCGGCAGCAGGAUCCUGAGGAUUUCAUCCGGGAGAUCAAGUCCAUUGCCAGUGACCCCGAUGAGAGGUAUUUCUUCAAUGUCACAGAUGAGGCUGCCCUGAAUGACAUUGUGGAUGCUCUGGGAGAUCGGAUCUUCAGUCUGGAAGGCACCCACGGGGACAACGAGAGUGCCUUUGAGCUGGAGAUGUCCCAGAUCGGCUUUUCCAUCCACCGCCUCGAGGACGGGAUCCUCUUUGGAAUGGUCGGAGCCUAUGACUGGGAGGGGGGUGUGCUGGAGGAGAGCCAGCGUGGACGCAUUGUUCCACACCGGGAAGCGUUUCAGAAGGAAUUCCCGCUCGAGCUGAAGAACCAUGCAGCAUAUCUGGGGUACUCCGUGUCCUCGCUGCAGCUCGCAGGAGGGCAGCGCUUGUUAGUGGCUGGUGCCCCCCGAUUCCAGCACAAGGGCAAAGUUAUCCUCUUCCAGCUGGACCCCAUGGGGACUGUGACGGUGGCCCAGGCACUAAUGGGGGAGCAGAUCGGCUCCUACUUUGGCAGCGAGGUCUUGGCCCUGGACCUGGAGGGAGAUGGGGACAGUGACCUGCUGUUGGUGGCCGCACCCACCUACCUGGAGGGCCAGAGCAGGGAGACAGGGAGAGUCUAUGUGUACCGUGUGGGGCAGGACCUCCUGAGCCCCGCAGGGUCGCUGCACCCUGAGCCGAGACCGCAGGACUCCAGAUUCGGCUCCGCCCUGGGCGCGGUGCCGAACCUGAGCCAGGACGGGCUGGUUGGAGCCGUGGUGGGAGCUCCGCUGGAGGACGAGCACCGCGGGGCUCUCUACGUGUUCCAUGUCGCCCCGGACACCCUCCUGCCCCAGUACAAGCAGCGCAUCGAGGCGGCGGCGCUGGGGUGGAACCUCCGGUAUUUCGGGAUCAGCGUGGACGGACGGGUGGACAUGGAUGGGGAUGGGCUGGUGGACGUGGCCGUAGGGGCGCAGGGUGCGGCUGUAGUGCUGCGGUCCCGCUGGAUCAUCCAGGUGUCUGCAUGGAUGUCUGUGGAGCCAGCGGCCGUCAGUGUCACACGCCGGAACUGCCAGCGCAACGGCUCCAGCGCCGUCUGCCUCCGGGCCCGGAUCUGCUUCCGUGCUGAGACACGCACACAGAACCCCAUGGGCAUGGAUAUUGAUCUCCGGUACAAUGUAUCCCUGGAGGAGCGGAUCCCAGGAUCCCGUGCUGCCUUUGACUCAGGUGCCCGCAGGCUGCUCCAGCGCCGAAUUGAGUUCCCACUGGGAAGGCAGAGCUGCAUCCGCAUCCCCUUCCAUGUCCUGGACACCUCAGAUUACCUGCGGCCCCUCAGCCUCAGCCUCACCUGGGCCCUGGAUGUAUCUGCGAGGUCGGUGCUGGAUGAGGCAUCUCCCACCACCAUCCACAGACUGAUCCCAUUUUUCAAGGAUUGUGGGGACGACGAUGAGUGUGUCACCGACCUGGUGCUCAAGGCCACCACAGACAUUGUGGGCUCCAGGCAGAGCCCCCACAUCCUGCGGAAAGGCCGGAGGCGGAUGCUGGUGGAGGUGGAGCUGGAGAACCGGGAGGAGAAUGCCUACAAUGCCAGCCUGUGGCUGCACCUGCCCAGGAACCUCCACUUCUCCAGCCUCAUGCUCCAGGAUCCCAGCACGGUGAAGUUGGAGUGCUCAGCCCUGGGUGGGCACCGCCGGCGCUGCAGUGUAGGGUACCCUGUCUUCCGCUCGCAGGCCAAGGUGUCCUUCACCUUGGAGCUGGAGUUCAGCUGCUCCAUCCUUCUGGACUGUGCUGAAGUCACACUCCAGGCCACCAGUGACAGCACCGAGGUGACACCACAGGACAACGUGGUCAAGCUUUCUGUUCCCAUCCGCUAUGAGCCCAACCUGUUCCUGUCCAGUAACACCAACCUGCAUCGCUAUGAGGUUCAUCCCCUUGGCACCUUCACCCGCAGCUCUAGCCCUGAGUUCACCACCACGGUCAAGGUGCAGAAUUUGGGGUGCUACCCCAUCCAGAACAUCACCUUGCACGUGGCCCUGCCAGCACUGGGCCACCAUCGGGCCACCAUUAUGUCUGUCACCCAUGUGCUCGCUGAAAAUGCCACCUGUGUGCUGCAACCUCCUGAUGAGGGGACAGAGGUGGUCCCAGUGCCCCCUGAGGACCUGCUGCAUGUAGAAAGGCUGGACUGUUCCAACACCUGGUGCCAGGAGCUGAGUUGCCGCCUGGGGAGGCUGGAGCGUGGUGGGGGAGUCUCCGUCCAGCUCCUGCGCACCCUCCACGACAGCUUCUUCAGCAGAGUGAAGUUCCGGAGUGUGAGGAUAGUCAGCAGUGUCUGGCUGGGGGUCACAGGGGACAUGUUGGUGCUGGAGGAGGGGGCACAGCACAGGGAGAUGGUACUGGAAGUGCUUCAGGGAAGGCGAGUGCCCGUGUCCCUGUGGAUCCUGGGGGGCAGUGCCCUGGGGGGGCUCCUGCUCCUGGCACUGCUCAUCCUUGGCCUCUGGAGGCUGGGAUUCUUCUCCCACCGGAAGCUCCCCCGGGAGGAUGAGGAGCACUGAGGUGGCGGCUCUGCCACAGGAGGACAUCCUGGGACCUCCCUCUCGGGACACAUUCCAGGGCCAUCCUAGGGCUCGGGACUCCUGGGCUGGCAGAGCAAUGAGCAAGAGAUGCUGGAGCCCCGAGAGCGGAGCCAGAGGAUCUGGGGGAACAUCUGGAAGUGGGAAAAGUGGGAAUGAGCUGG